CGCGAGGAUGCUGGUCGCACCACGCCUCUCCAUCCCUUCCUAUUCCAAGGCUGCACGAAGCGACUCCCGCUCGUACCAUUUCCUAGUCGUGCAUGACGCUGCAAGUGCCCAUCUCUCUGGACUUCUUUCAAUGUCCGCCGCUGCCUCCCACCGACAUCGCCCGCUUCAUAGCAUUGGGCGAAAAGGCAGCCAAGGACUUGGUCGAGUUCACGCAACUCGUCGGCGGGUCCAUCAACUGGGCGUUCUAUGCUCAAGACGACAAAGUCAAGCUGUUCCGCGGACGUCACGAGAACGUCCCGCUCUUUUGCGCCCACACCGAGAUCGAGGCGACGCUCGACGACAUCAUCCCAAAUUUCCUCACCUUCGACACCCCCAGCGUCCGCGCAUCUGCGUUUACCUUCUUCCCUGACAUCAUGGACAUCGUUCGGCUGUACAACAUCACCAUGCCGACACCGAGACGGCCACACCACUACCUCGGGAUCAACUGGUGUCUUCUUGCGACGCCGUUAGCCGGGAUUGUCGUGAAGCGUCGCGACCUGUGCUACCUCGAGUACCAAGACAAUCUCGUUGUUGGCGGCAAGCGCGCAUGGGUUCGCGCCCUCGUUCAUGUCGAGGUUCCGGCGUGCCCCGAUCUGCAGCUCAAAUACGGCAUCGUCCGGGGCAAGAUGCUGCAUUCCGGGUUCAUCUACGUCGAGUGCGACCAACCGGGCGUGUUGCAGGUGUUUGAGCUGCAACAUGUGCAGCCAAACGGGUCGAUUCGUGGCUCGAUCGGCGACUACUUGGUGACAAAGUCGGCCGUGAGUCAGUGCGGCAACCUCAACUUGCUCGGGCAGAAGCUCCGCGCCGCGAAACUCAGUCGGCUUCAAUUUCUCCCGGACCAUGCCGUCGUGUCGCUCAGUGCUCGAUCCAGUUGCCACGUCUGCGACAAGAAAUUUGGACACCUCAGGCGGCGCCACAACUGCCGCCGGUGCGGUGAGGUGGUGUGUGGCCGUCCAUGUAGCACGAUGUGGAAGCUGAUGGCGUCGGGCAUUCGUGUCCACGUGCGGCUGUGCUGUCCGUGCGCGACUUUAAACCUACCGGAGUCGAACGACAGCGUCGAAACAUCGCUGUCGAUAGCCAACAGCACAGACGACUAUCAAGAGUCCCUUCACCACCACGUCCCAACGACCAUGAGUUCGCAUCUUCAUCUUGUCGGUCCUCCCUCAAGUGCUGCGUUCGACGACUCGGCCCCAUUCGAUGCGCACAGCACGAUGCGGACGGAGUGGGUAACCCAAGACGACGUCGAGUGGGUCACAUACAAGCCCUCCUUGGAUCUCGACAGCAUAUCCGACGCCACGUCCCCCAUGUCGACACCGCAUCACACCAACACACCGUCGCUGCUGGCGCAGUCGUCGACUCCACUGCGAGCGAAGCAGGACAUGCCGUUUGGCAGGUAUGCCGUCGCCCUUGGAAAAAUCGGGACUGCGUCCCUGAGCAGUAGCACCGGCGCCAAUCGCGCGUACCACCAAACACAGUGAAAUCGUUGGUUUUCGUUGUACCAGAAGUGUUGGUAGGUGCGAAUGGAGGGAACGCGGGGAAAGGUGCCACUCCAUAUUUAUUGCUCCAUGAACAUGUCCCCCCAGCGAGAGCAAACGAUGCCACCCUGGCCACGACACCAUGGCACCCCAUUGUUGGCACCGAGUACGACCUGCGGUGGCGGGCGAGUCCAAUGCCAGCUCUGCCCGACCAUGAACGGACGGGACGGCGGCAACGUGUCGCAAAAAGUGACAUGUGCGAUGGGAAACCAGAGCCUGCUG
Aphanomyces invadans is the source of this 1796-nucleotide messenger RNA. RefSeq lists its product as hypothetical. Gene Ontology annotation, molecular function: metal ion binding. The coding region runs from base 93 to 1517 and encodes 474 amino acids. The transcript has 4 exons. The record is from RefSeq and is a predicted model, not a curated record. NCBI's taxonomy places the organism in Eukaryota, Oomycota, Saprolegniomycetes, Saprolegniales, Verrucalvaceae.